AUGGCGACUGCAGGCUCUGAACAAGCCCCGAUCUCAUUACGUGGUAGCACGGAUACGGUCAUUGAGUUUCUGCGGUGCGCGAUCUACUCUAUUCUAUACCAGAGGGGCAUUUAUCCACCAGAGAUGUUUCGUCGUGCCUCGAAAUUCGGCACGAGCGUCCUCGUCGCACAAGAAGCCCAGCUCGACUCCUACAUAGAGCGCAUCCUGCAACGUCAUCUGCGCCUGUGGGUCCUGCGAGGGUCUGUGCACCGUGUCGUGCUCGCAUUCGCUGCCACUGCCGAUCCAGGUCGUAUUCUAGAACGAUGGCACUUCGAUCUCCAUAUGGAGCAGCGGGCUACUGAGGAUUCAAGCGUCCCUCGGGACGAAUCUGUAGUCAUGAGGGAAAUCCAGGCAAUCAUUCGGCAGAUUACUGCAUCGGUAACGUUCCUGCCGCUGCUCGAUGAGCCUUGCUCCUUCGAUCUGUUGGUUUACACCGAUCCUGCCCUUGAGGCAGAUGCCAAUGAGUGGGAGGAAAGCGACGCGAAGCUCAUUACCGCUCCCCGCUGCGAACAAGUGAAGCUGCGUUCCUUCACGACGAAUGUGCAUCGAGUCGAAACCGGUGUUGCGUAUGCCUGUAAAGAGCUCACCGAUACUUCGUAUCCAUUUCGAAAGCCAAUACUGCCGCAAACAUUCCACGUGGCGACCGCGCUCGCCUGA
This is a messenger RNA of Cyanidioschyzon merolae strain 10D, 696 nucleotides long. Its product is annotated as probable mitotic spindle assembly checkpoint protein MAD2. Lineage: Eukaryota; Rhodophyta; Bangiophyceae; Cyanidiales; Cyanidiaceae. Gene Ontology annotation, cellular component: kinetochore; nucleoplasm; cytoplasm. Gene Ontology annotation, biological process: mitotic spindle assembly checkpoint signaling. The coding region runs from base 1 to 696 and encodes 231 amino acids. The record is from RefSeq and is a predicted model, not a curated record. The transcript has a single exon.